AUGGGGAGCUGCAAUUGUAUUCCGAAAAACCUAGGAGAAGAAGAAUUAUAAACUCAAAAAGUUAGUAAUGAACAUUAAAUUAUCGAUAAAGAGAAACAAUAAGAUACAGAAUCAUUAACUCAUGGUUGAUUUUAUUCUUCUUAUUCAGAGGACAAUAAACCAGCUAAUGAUGAAUAUCAAGAGCUUGUUUAGAAAACCAAAGGGAUUCGAAAAAAACUUCCAAGAAUCAACAUGAUUAAUGGAGGUUAUUACGAAGGCGAAUGGUUCAAUUGUAAAAGGGAUGGCUUUGGCUUGCAUGUAAACUUAAUAAAUUCAUAAGAGACUUGGGCUGAUGGUGGCUAUUACGAAGGGGAAUGGAAAAAUGAUAAAGCUGAGGGCAAAGGGAAAUUAGGUAUUUCUAUUAUCCUCAAAAACAAUAGUUCAUGGAGAUGGAGAUAUUUAUGAGGGAUAAUGGAUAAACGAUACUGCAAAUGGAAUAGGAAGUUACGUACAUGCUGGAGGUGCUAGAUAUGAGGGAGAGUGGAUGAAUGAUCUCUUACAUGGAAAGGGAGUUGAAAGUUGGCCUGAUGGUUCCAAAUAUGAUGUAAAUAAUCCUCUAAAUCUAAAGGGAAUGUAUACUUUUGGGAAAAAGAAUGGAAAGGGAAAACUCUAAUUUGCAGACAACAGUAUUUAUGAGGGAGAUUUUUUGGAUAAUGAAAUAAGUGGAUUUGGGAAAUAUACUUGGUAUGAUGGAAAAAUCUAUAAUGGAAAUUGGUUAAAUAAUAAGAUGAAUGGUUAUGGUGAAACAAUCUGGCCUGAUGGAAAGAGUUAUAAAGGGUAUUAUUUAGAUGAUAAAAAACAUGGUUAAGGGGUUUUUUGUUGGAAUAAUGGCAGAACAUAUGAUGGAGAGUGGGCAAUGGGGAAAUAACAUGGAAAAGGCGUGAUCAUUACUGAAACUGGAGAAAGAAUGCUUGGAAUCUGGGAAAAUGGUCGAAAAAUUAAAAUUGACUCGGAUAAUUAUUAAACAGCUGAAGCAGAAACUUGA
Paramecium octaurelia is the source of this 1024-nucleotide messenger RNA. Lineage: Eukaryota; Ciliophora; Oligohymenophorea; Peniculida; Parameciidae. The record is from the annotation of a GenBank genome assembly.